Messenger RNA from Penicillium pulvis, 795 nucleotides. It is a transcript of the gene hmgX, whose product is annotated as protein hmgX. The transcript has a single exon. Gene Ontology annotation, biological process: cilium assembly. Bases 1 to 795 code for a protein of 264 amino acids. NCBI's taxonomy places the organism in Eukaryota, Fungi, Ascomycota, Eurotiomycetes, Eurotiales, Aspergillaceae. The record is from RefSeq and is a predicted model, not a curated record.
AUGACAUCAGUCGCAACUCCUCGUCCAUCGUUAACAUCUAACGAUGCGGCUGUUCUCCAAGCUCUGUUCGAUGCCGAAUCCUCACCCUCAUCCGGAGUCACAGUCGAUUCAUCACUCCCGCCAUGGCCAGCAACCGUGAACCUCUCACCAGAAGAUCUUCUUUUGGUGAAGAAUCGCGAAAUCGAAAUCAUUCGCGAGCUACAGCCAAGCAUGAACCCAACCUCUGAGAACGUUAGUUCAGCGGUAAAUAAACUCGAUGAUCUUCUUGCUCAAUACCCGACCUACCCACCCGCAUAUACCAACCGCGCCCAGGCCUUGCGCAUGCUAGUCGAUCUUCAGCACAACAGUACAGAUACUGAGAAUGGCUCAGAUGACGCCCUGUUCACACCUCGGGCUGCAGAAGUGUCUUCUCGAAUCUUAGCGGACUUGGGUCAAGCAAUCACUCUCGCCACCCCUGCUUCACCCGCCGACCCGAUAUCAUCAGGGCAGGCGCGGCUACUGGCCGAUGCGCAUACACACAGAGGAUAUUUGUUAUUGAAAGCUGCGCGAGCGAAGAAGACUCAGGCCCUGCAAGAAGAAGCCGUGGGUCCGGAUCGCUUGCGAGGACUUGAGGCUGAUCAACUCGAGGAGAUGGCGAGUCGAGAUUUCUUUUUGGGUGGCAGAUAUGGCAAUAAGGUAGCACAGCAACUAGCCGUGCAAACAAAUCCUUAUGCGAAGAUGUGUGGCGCGAUCGUUAAAGAAGCGAUGAGAAAGGAAUUCGAGGAAUUCGAGGGGCAAACACAACCCUCGACAUAG